Molecule: messenger RNA, 3265 nt
Organism: Megalops cyprinoides (Indo-Pacific tarpon)
Lineage: Eukaryota; Metazoa; Chordata; Actinopteri; Elopiformes; Megalopidae
Product: ataxin-7-like protein 3
Exons: 14
Coding region: 567-1625 (352 amino acids)
Biological process (GO): positive regulation of DNA-templated transcription; regulation of transcription by RNA polymerase II
Cellular component (GO): DUBm complex; SAGA complex
Molecular function (GO): transcription coactivator activity
Source: RefSeq, a predicted model, not a curated record
UAAGAGGGUUGGGUUUCAUUUCGCCCUUCUUUCCAUAUUUCUAAUUCGUGGACAUUUAAUGAAUUAUGGAAUUAAUUCAAUAACACACAAUGAGUGACGGAUAUUUUCAAACAGUUCCCUGUGUAGUUAGCUUGUUAAGAAAAACGGGCAUGGACCAAUGUUUAGCGAUUGAUUAGUGCUGCCUGUGCUUGCAGCAGAGAAAAAUGGCAGCUGAUUCUUAAAUUUUAAUUCGUAUCACCUUUUGACAACCUAUUGAUAAUUUAAAGAAGGGUUGUCCAGCAGUGCAGCACUGUGUAUUCAUCUACAUGCGGUUUACGAUGUUUGGGUCGGGGGUAACGGGGCGUCGAUGAGUCGGGCAGCCGCAUACGGAGCAGUGGGUAUGCCCAGAAAACGCCUGCCCCGGCCCAUCCAGCACAGGAACGCAACUGAGGAGAGAAAAAGUCGAUACCAACCUGAAGAAUUCUUCUGAUAAAAGUGUACGCCACUGUACUCUAUUCGCUGUUUCAUGAGACGCUGGCUGUACUACAGUAUGUAGACGUCAGUGUUUUCCCCUUUAGUUUUUGCAAAUGAAAAUGGAGGAAAUGUCUCUGUCGGGCCUGGACAACACUAAGCUGGAGGCCAUUGCUCAUGACAUUUACUCUGACCUGGUGGAGGAUGCUUGCCUGGGCCUGUGUUUUGAGGUGCACCGGGCUGUCAAGCAAGGGUACUUCUUAUUGGAUGAGACUGACCAAGACAGCAUGAAGGACUUUGAAAUUGUGGACCAGCCAGGGGUGGACAUAUUCGGGCAGGUGUACAAUCAGUGGAAGAACAAGGAGUGCGUGUGUCCCAACUGCAGCCGCAGCAUUGCCGCCUCACGCUUUGCCCCACACUUGGAGAAGUGCCUGGGCAUGGGCCGCAACAGCAGCCGCAUCGCCAACCGCAGAAUAGCCAGCAGCAACAACAUGAAUAAAUCAGAGAGUGACCAGGAGGACAAUGACGAUAUCAAUGAUAACGACUGGUCAUAUGGGUCAGAAAAGAAAGCCAAGAAGAGGAAGUCAGAUAAGAAUCCAAAUUCUCCCAGAAGAUCAAAAUCUUUAAAGCAUAAAAAUGGAGAGCUCAGUAGCAGUGUCAGCACUGAUCCUUACAAGUACAACUAUAACUCUGGCAUCAGUUAUGAAACCCUGGCGCCUGAGGAAUUGAGGUCUUUGUUAACAACGCAAUGUGGUGUGAUAUCAGAGCAUACCAAGAAGAUGUGCACACGGUCUCUGCGGUGUCCCCAGCACACGGACGAACAGAGAAGGACCGUCCGGGUGUUCCUCCUGGGGCCAUCCGCGUCGGCGCUGCCGGACAUGGACGCGGUGGAGGAGAGCGACGGCUAUGACGCUCCCGAUGGACAGGCUCUAAUGAGCCGGCUGCAUUGGGACGGGUCCUCGGACAUCUCCCCCUCCGAUUCCGCCUCCUCCAAAGCAAGCACCAACAACUCCGACUCCAAGAAACCCAAGAAGAAGAGGCCAUCUUUGGGUCCGAGCGGCGCCGGUGGGGGGGGAAGCAGCAGCUCGCAAGGAGGCCUGGGCUCCUCCAACCGCAAGAAGAAACCCAAGCUGCCCACAGCCCCCGCAACUAGCAUCUACGAUGAGAUGAAUUAGCGUGCACCGCGCCUCUCUCCCCUCCCCACCCUUGCACAUCACACGUUCAAGACUGAGGAUGGUGGCAUUGGCAGAAAACAAGAUUUCUACUGAGAUAUGGACCUCUGACCUGGAAAAGGCUCAUGAAACCAUUCCUCUCUCUCCCUCAGAAUCUUUUAUUGUCUCCAUCUCUGUUUACAUGACAGUCACCUGACCUGCCCACAGAUAAGCCGCACCUCUUACCUGCCGAACGCCCAGGGGUUGUGCAUCCUGAGAGAAGCAUGGGCAGAAGGGAAAGGGGUCUGUUGUUAUAGUGGUUCCAACUUGGGUCAAGCUGGAACAAAACCUUGACGUCAAUGAGAGCGGUCCUGAAUCCUGAAUGCUAGUAUGGCGUCCCUGUGGCAUUUGAACGAUAUCUGCAGUCUGCUUGCUCACUAAAACGAUGAGAAUGUGUGUGUUUUAUGUGUGCGUAUCCCAUAGAGGGGAACACUGCACUGUCAGAACCCUAAAUGGUUGUGACAGCUCUGAAUUUGCCUCCUUUCACGGGUCACUCUUGUGCCGAGGGUUUAUUUCCUGUCUUUGUAUUUCUCUAUUUUUGUCAGAUACGAACAUUUUUCUUCUCAUGUAAAUGGAGGUGACGCGAAUCAAAAAGGGAUAGCUUAAUCUCAAGACCGCUGGAUCAUUCCUCAAGAUACAAUGAUUGUGUUUUUCUUUUUGAUUGCACUGCUUUAAAGUGUAGGACCAAUCAAAAUUCGGGUGUGUCAUUCGUUUGGUUUCUUUAACUUAAAACUCAUUGAGAUGACUUUAUUUUUGAGAUGAGAAACCCUUAGACUCUCUCUACUCAGCAUGGUGCUGUUAGUGUGCUUUGGGCUGCUGGACUGGACAGUUCAGAGAAGCGUGGCACAAAAGCUUUCGCACUUUGUCAGUGUCUAUAUGCGAGUGUUCUCCAAUAGGGGCGCUGGUGUGUGUGCGUGUGUGCGUGUGGCCACUUGGACGUGUUGCACAUGGUUGUUUGAGAAAUUGGUUUGCGAGUGUACCAUUGCUUGUCUGUGAAGCUGCUAUUGGUUUGCAUGUUGGUGUGUGUGUGCGUGUAUGGGUUUAUAUGCAUGUGUUAGAGCAUGCUAUUGUGCGUGUGCGUGUAUUUGGAUUACAUUAUGCAUCUCUGAGGGUGCCGUUGUGUACAUGUGAGAGUAUUUGGGGUUUACAUGUACCAAUAUCUAUCUGAGUAUGCCACUCUGUUUGGAUGUGUCUGUGAGAACGUGUGGUGGUAUUUGUGUACCUGUGGGCGUAUGUGUUGUGCGUCUGUGCAUUUAUAGGUAUGUAUGGGUAUUAUAUUUGUGUACCUACCCAUGUGCGUGCACAUAAAAGAUUCAUGAAUCAAACUGUUGAUGUGUGGUCUCACCACUGCUUCUGGCAAAAUAAUGUUACAAACAAUACAAUCUGCAUCGACUGGGCCUUGGCAACAAAACUUGCUUGUGUAACGCGUCUUGAAAAAUGUCAGCGUUAAAACACUUGUGCUUGUGCACAUUGCUGGAAGUUUAAUGCUGUAUGUCUUUAUACCUCAAAAGUUCGGGAACGUUGACAUGAUCACUGUAGCAUGAACACUUAUUUCUGCCUAUUCUUCCCGUAUAGUCUGUGGUACAAAAAGGAAAUGCCUUUUA